Messenger RNA from Serinus canaria (Common canary), 4730 nucleotides. RefSeq names its product neuropeptide FF receptor 2 (gene NPFFR2). The coding region runs from base 3192 to 4394 and encodes 400 amino acids. Lineage: Eukaryota; Metazoa; Chordata; Aves; Passeriformes; Fringillidae. The transcript has 5 exons. Gene Ontology annotation, cellular component: membrane. Gene Ontology annotation, molecular function: neuropeptide receptor activity; opioid receptor binding; peptide binding. The record is from RefSeq and is a predicted model, not a curated record. Gene Ontology annotation, biological process: regulation of adenylate cyclase activity; regulation of cAMP-dependent protein kinase activity; regulation of MAPK cascade.
UUGCUGUUUGGACUGCUGUGGUUUGCAGCUGUCAUUUACUGAGCAGAAUUGGCUUCUACUGGAGUCAAACCAGGAGGUUUCCCAGGUAACCUCUCAGCGUGUCAAAUUCCUGACAUCAAUCAGAGGUACCUCUCCGUGCUAUCCAGGUAAGGCUUAGAAUUUGGUGUUAAUUAAAACUGAGUCACCGAGGCAGCAGCAAAUGGAAAUUCAAGAGCACUAAAAGGUUUCACAGGAUCCUCAGAGGAGGUCACAGGAAAAAACCAAAAAAAAAAAAAAAAAAAAAAGAAGUACCUAAAGUCCCUGUGUGGAUGUGGAUGGUGAUGUAAAAGGAGUCAGAAGGUAGGAAUGUACAGGGAGGGUUCAGCCCUUCCACAACCAUCAUCUUUCUGCAGAGGUGACACUGCAUUUAAACCUCUGCUGUCACCCUCAGAGCCAGUUCUUCCCCUAUGCAGUUAUUUAAGACUAAAGGCAUUGCCUCUGGGCAAAUCCAGCAUUGGGCUGAGGUGGAGUGUUCAGGAUCCAGCCCCACGGUGCUGCACAGGGAGCUCACCUGUCCUGCCCUUGGGCCAGGCAGGCUGCUCUGCCCUGUUCCUAGUGAGGCAUAAUCCAAUAUUCUGCAUCCCAGGAGCUUGGGUGGGGGUAAAGAGCUGUUUAUUGGGACAGGCUGUAAGUCAUGAUGCCCUGUGUGACCAGGUCACGGGCUGUCUGCUCUCAUGCCUGUCUCACAGAGGGCCAUGGCACUUGUGUGCCACAAGAGAUGGAAAUCAAACCAUUCUGUGGCUCUUACUGGUGCAAAGAACCCCUGUGAUGUGUGUUGGGAUUGGUUUGGCUUUUCCUGGUCUUUCACUUGGCAGUGAUUACAGGAUCCUCUGUGCCCCCCAUUUUGGGGGGGACAUAAACUCCCUGCUGGCAGAGCCAUGUCCUGUACCUGCUGAGUGAGCCCUCGCUGGCUGAUGGCCCCUCAAACACUUGUGUUGUUUGCCAAUUCUAUCCCCCACUGAGACUAUCUCAUGAUUGUCCCAAUUUCAGGGGUUUUUUUUACCUCUAUCCACUUGCUCCCCAAUUACUCUCCUCACUUUCAGUGCCCCAAAUGACAGGGCUGUCAGGGAGUGACUCAUGAGCAGAGUCUGAGCUGAAAGGUGCAAUUUAGGAGGCUCAUGUCCCAUUUGUGGGGAAUUUAGUGCUGCCAAGAGCCCGGCAGGGAUCACUGAUUUAGCUCUUCCUAUAGACCAAACCCCAGCACUCACUGCUGAACUGCUGGAGCCUCUCUCCAGGGAAAAAGCUGUGGCUUUUUUUUCUGUGGGGUCCCUGCCCAGUUUCCAGUGAUGGAUGGGAAACUGCUACUUGGAGGCUGCAUCCCAGGAGAACUUGAGUAAUUUCCUCCUGAAAGCUUUUAAAACAGGGACUUGCUUCCAAGGUAAGGCAGCUAAAAUCUUAUUGCUUGCCAGGCUUCUCAAUAUAGUGGUGGCAUAAGGGUGCCUGGGUGUGGAAAUCUUACUUUAACCUGAUUUCAGGGAGCAGUUGGCUGAGAUUUUAGUUAAGAUUUAAAACAGCCUGGGACACAUCAAAUAAAAAAAAUAUAUUUAGAAGCUUAAAAGUUGACUGAGCACAAAGUAAUGAAAAAAAAAAGGGUUAUAAUGACAAGGAAUAGGUAAGUAGCCUCGGCUCUAAUGAAGCAGGGUGGAAAUUAUAUAUAAAUAAAUAAAAAUAUAUAUAUAAAUACAGAGCCAUUGCCAGCUUGCUGUGAAUGCCUCACCUGCCAUUUGCAUCUCCUGAUUUACAGUUACAAUUUGGCUUUGGAGUGAAAUGUUUUCUACCCCCAGCUCAAGUGGAUGAGUGAUCUGCAACUAAGUCUGGUGUUUAUUACAGUCAUCCUGCUGAUAGCCUUGUUCUCCAUCAUUUCAAGGUUGAGAUCUUUUAAAAAGAAAUACUUAUUUUGAAAAGAAAUACCUAAAAACUAUUUCCUUUGGCCCCAGUUCAGACUGUGCAGAUAAAUGACUCUGAGGGGAAGGUAAGCAGUUUAAGCUCAGUGAGAGAAGAUGUGAGUGCAGCUCCGAGAUUGGCACACCUGCCUGGGAUUGCCCGUUUCAAAAUGAGAAAUUUGCUUCUCAAGGUGCACUUGCUUUUCUUUAUGAAAGUAAAUGUCAGUAAGAAAGAAUGAUUUGAUUGCAACUGGCUAUUUUUAGGGUGUGUUUUCUUCCACAGCUCCUUUCUCCCAGCUGAAAACCAACUGGGAUAUUCAUUUGGAGAUGAACCCCUCCGAGGUAUGUCACAUAAAAUAUCAUGGAAAUAUAGAUGGAUGAAGAAGUUAAAUACUGGAAGAGUAAGUUCUAUUACCUUAAUUCACAAAUAUCCCCUGAGUCCCCAGCUCAAGCCCUGCAUGGCCCAGACCAAACACCUCCUGCACCACUCCCUGUGGAACUGGGAAUGGGGGGUUUGGGGUGGCUCUGAAAGAGAAGCCAAGAUGAGCCCCAAUUCCCAUGGGCUGUGCACGGGGUCCCUGUGGAACAGCAUUUCAGUUUUUUAGUCAGUGGUUCCCUUCCUGGCUCUCUGAGGCAGAGGAUGAUCCAUCAAUUUCUCCCUCCCUAAUUUCUCAGACACACAGACCAAUGUCCUGUUCUUUUUGCCAUCCUUCAGAGGCUGUGCUUUGCCCCUGGGACUUUCUCACUUUUCAGCAGACCAGGGGUCAUUUUCCAAGGUGGGAAGCCUUGGGAACUGGGACCCCUGGGAAGUCUCUGUUGUUGUGCCAUUACUGAGCUCAGGACAAGGGAAGAACAAAUUUUUCAGCCCUUAGCACAUGGAAUGUUCUUGAUGCACAGCUACAUGCUCCUGCUGUUCUUCCCAUCUCUGAAGUUUGCUUGUUUUUGUUCCAGCCUUAGAGGAUUCUGUGAGGAUAUUUUACACAAGACAAAUGAAGACAUCAAGAUGACAAACCCAGCGGGUUGUGCACAGGGGUGAGGCAGUGGUGGCUGCUCCAGGGGAUUUCUUCCACGUGCUCAACAUAAAAAUGAUGGCAUCGCUUCAUAAGGGCUUGGAACUCCUUCUCUAACCAUGGAAAACUGAAUUUCUCUUCCCAGAGUGUGAUAAGGGACAGCCCUGUCAUGGCAUGACCAAGAACUUCUGCCUCAGAUCAUCAGAGACCCGUGGAAAAGCCAAGCUCCAGCAGGGCACGUUGGAACACAAGGAGGAGAAUGGACUCCAACUCUUCGUGGGAGUGGCCUCACUUGGAUUUGCUGAAUUACAGCGGGACGUACAAGUACCUUUACCUGGAAGGGAAUGUCUCCUACGUGGACUUCUACCUCCACCAGCCUUGGGUGGCUGCUCUCUUCAUCACCUCCUACCUGCUCAUCUUCCUCCUCUGCAUGGUGGGCAACGGGGGGGUUUGUUUCAUCGUCCUGUGGAGCAGGCACAUGCGCACGGUCACCAACCUGUUCAUCCUGAACCUGGCUGUCAGUGACUUGCUGGUGGGGCUCUUCUGCAUGCCCACCACCCUCCUGGACAACAUCAUUGCAGGGUGGCCCUUUGGGAGCCUGGUGUGCAAGAUGAGUGGGAUGGUCCAAGGCAUCUCUGUUUCUGCCUCUGUCUUCACUCUGGUUGCUAUUGCCGUGGACAGGUUCCGGUGCAUCGUGCACCCCUUCAAGCCGAAGCUGACCGUGCCCGCCGCCGUGGCCACCAUCGCGGCCAUCUGGGUGCUGGCCGUGGCCAUCAUGUGUCCCUCGGCGGCGCUGCUGCGGGUGCGGCAGGAGAAGCGCUUCCGCCUGCUCCUGGGCGCGGGCAACGCCACCCGCCCCGUCUUCUGGUGCCGGGAGGAGUGGCCCCAGCCGGCCAUGAGGAAGGUCUACACCACGGUGCUCUUUGCCAACAUCUACCUGGCUCCGCUGUCGCUCAUCGUGCUCAUGUAUGCCAGGAUCGGCGUUUCCCUGUGCCACGGCGCCGUGCCCGGGGCGGGGAAGCGCGGCCGGGAGCGGCGGCGCGGCGCCUGGAAGAGGAAGCGCAAAGCCAUCCAGAUGCUGGUCCUUGUCACCUUGCUCUUCGCCCUGUCCUGGCUUCCCCUGUGGACCCUGAUGCUGCUGUCGGACUACGCCAGCCUGUCCGACGUGCAGCUGCAGCUGAUCAACAUCUACAUCUACCCGCUGGCUCACUGGCUGGCCUUCUCCAACAGCAGCGUCAACCCCAUCAUCUACGGCUUCUGCAACGAGAGCUUCCGCCGCGGCUUCCAGGCCGCGCUCCGGCUCCAGCUCUGCGCCAGGCCCGCCGCUUCCCAACCAGCCCCGGGCAAUGCCGCCCUGCCCGCCGGGCCCUGCCCGCCGCCCCGCACCGAUAAGGGAGGAAGCGGGGUGAAUAAACAGCAGGAUUUGCUCAUGGAGGAGCUCAAAGGCAAUGGGAUGGAGUGAAAGGCGCUGUGGUUCUGGGAAUCUCUCUGUUCUCCCGGAAACAGGGCUGCUUGAACCCUGUUUGUGGUCACAUUUCAUUCCUGUGAGGAAUCCCUUGUCCUGUAACUCAUGCUGACACGGUCUGGCACCCAGCUGCCCCUGGAUUUUCUUGCGGUCCUGCUUCUUGCCAGACAUUGUGAAAGCCAGCUGAGUCCUGCUCAAAUGACCAAAUUUAGUGUUUUCCGUCACAUUCCACUUAUUCCCCUUGGUUGCCAUUAUUUCUGUCAUGUCCAUUAGUAUCGCAGCUAGAGAAACAAGUGGCAAUGGAAAUUGGAGAAAUAAAGGAUAAAAAAAAUG